AUGUUGGAGAAGAUCGUUCAACUGCCUCGGGAACUGAUAAUGGAAAUCUUGCUGAGGUUGCCGGUGAAGACUGUACUACUAUGCAAAUGCGUCUGUAAGUCAUGGCUCUCUGUCAUCUCUAAUCCCGAUUUUGCAACUUCACAUUUUCAACUUGCCGCCACACGGCCCACUCGUAGACUUUUGUUCCUAGAAACUUAUUCUCUUGAAACCCUAUCCAUACAUCUUGAUGCAUCGCUUGCCAAUGAUUCUGCAUAUGCUUCGCUAAACCUUGAUUUUUUGCAUACUGGCUCUCUUCCUGAAGUUAGAGGUUCAUGUAGAGGGUUCAUUUUUUUGCACUAUGAUACAUACUUCUACAUAUUGAAUCCAUCCACAGGUGUUCAUAAACACUUACCUCGGCCUCCUGCUAUUGACUCCACUGAUUAUUUUUCAUGGCUUCUGUACGGUUUCGGAUAUGACUCAUCAACCAAUCAUUACUUAGUAGUUUUGGGGUCCCGUGAUCAGGCAUCUGAUUCCAUUAACUUGGAAUUUUUCUCAUUGAGAGCUAAUAAGUGGAAACAAGUUGAGGGUGGUUUUCGUUUUCCUCAUAGGAUUACUGUUGAGAGAGCCGGGUUGCUUUUGAAUGAGGCUAUUCAUUGGUUGGUUUAUAAUUAUGAGACCAGAAGGGAUGUUAUUCUCGCCUUUGAUGUAAAGGAAAUGAGAAUGUCAGAGAUAGCUCUGCCAGAUUAUUUUGUUGUUGAUUAUACCUCUUUUAUAGAAGAUGAUUUUUUGGUACUUGGAGGACUUAUCUGUGCAUGGCAUGUUGAUGUCAAGAUGGAAACAGUUGAGAUAUGGGUUAUGCAAGAAUAUGCACUGCACUCAUCUUGGACCAAGACUCUUGUUUUUUCUAUGCAUCCCGCUCCAUACUUUUCCCCAAUAUGUUUUACAAAUUGUGGUGAUAUAAUUGGAAUAGAUGGUAAAGGUGGGUUGAUGAAGUUUAAUGACAAAGGACAGCUGCUAGAGCAUCGCUCUCACUCCUAUGGUAAGAGUUACUUUCGAAGAUCCCAAAUGGGGGUAUAUACGGAGUCUCUGCUUUCACUCCCUGGUGGCACCGAGCAAUCUCAAGAAGAUGACUAG
Messenger RNA from Vicia faba (fava bean), 1113 nucleotides. The record is from the annotation of a GenBank genome assembly. NCBI's taxonomy places the organism in Eukaryota, Viridiplantae, Streptophyta, Magnoliopsida, Fabales, Fabaceae.